Messenger RNA from Panicum virgatum (switchgrass), 2011 nucleotides. RefSeq names its product cytochrome P450 87A3-like. Gene Ontology annotation, biological process: sterol metabolic process. Lineage: Eukaryota; Viridiplantae; Streptophyta; Magnoliopsida; Poales; Poaceae. Gene Ontology annotation, molecular function: monooxygenase activity; heme binding; oxidoreductase activity, acting on paired donors, with incorporation or reduction of molecular oxygen. The coding region runs from base 27 to 1562 and encodes 511 amino acids. The transcript has 9 exons. The record is from RefSeq and is a predicted model, not a curated record.
CACAACUGAAUUUGAUCAUCAUAGAGAUGAUGGAGCUGCAAGUGCCGGAUGUUGUUCUAUAUGGCGUCUUUACACUCGUUCUAGGGUGGCUUCUUCACUUUAUCUACCGGAGGGCGAACCCUGCGUGCAAUGGGAGGCUUCCUCCUGGCUCCAUGGGCUUACCUAUUGUUGGCGAGACACUCCAACUCUUGAAGUCAAGCUCUUCAUUGGACAUUCCAGACUUCUACAAGCUGAGGCUGAAAAGGUAUGGCCAUCUCUUCAAGACCAGCUUUGUGGGGAAGCCUGUGGUUGUUUCGAUGGACAUGGAGUUCAACCGUUUUAUGUUUCGUCAUAACGACAAGCUGUUCCAAUUAUGGUACCCUGACACGAUAAAUAGUAUAUUUGGCAAGAAGAGCAUCUCCGCUUGCUACGGUUCCAUUCACAAAUACUUCCGAAGCUUCGCUGCUCCACUCUAUGCACCAAAAAACCUUAAGGAAGCGUUCGUAUCUGAAAUGGAGAGCAUCAUCACAGAGUCCCUUAGAACAUGGGCUGCUAAUCCAAACAUCGAGGUGAAGGAGGCCAUGACUGAUAUGUUGUUUCGUAUUACAAUCAAGAAGGUUAUUGGCAUUGAGUCCGAGAGCCCAAGCACAAAGGAAUUGAGAAAAAAAUUCGAAUUGUUCUUCCAAGGCUUAUUAUCCUUCCCAAUUUAUAUUCCAGGGACAAAAUUUUAUCAAAGCAUGCAGGCAAGGAAAUAUGUGCAAAAGUUGAUGAAAGAUUUGCUGAAACGACGGAUUAGUACACCGCAAAAACGAUAUGGGGACUUUUUGGACAUAGUUGUUGAAGAAUUGCAAAGUGAAGAGGCAUUGGUGGAUGAAGAUUUCAUGGUGGAUUUAGUUUGUGGGCUCAUAUUCGCUGGCAUUGCAUUAACACCAACAACACUCACCAUAGGCAUGAAGUUCCUCACAAACAGCCCAAAUGUAGUGGAAGCACUUACGGAGGAGCAUGACGCAAUACUGAAAAAACAACAAGAGCUGAAUUCAAGAAUCACAUGGGAGGAGUUCAAGUAUAUGAAAUUCACUAAUCGGGUUAUUAAUGAGAUGGCUCGCGUAAGUAGCCAUGGUCCCGGGAUUUUUAGAAAGACGUUGAAGGAUGUUCAUGUAAAUGGCUAUACGAUUCCAGAGGGAUGGUUGGUCUUGGUCAGCCCCAUGGCAGUGCAUUUAAAUCCUUUGAUUUUUGAAGAUCCACUCACCUUUAAUCCAUGGAGAUGGCAGGGAACCCAUGGGACCUCUUUAAUGAAGAAUUUCAUACCAUUUGGAGAUGGUGCAAGGCACUGCCUUGGUGCCGACUUCACUAAGCUUCAGAUUGCUAUGUUCCUUCACGCUUUGGUGACCAAAUACAGGUUACAUACUGAUCGAGUCCACACCAUGCAUUUACAUUUCUUACAAAGCUACUAUUUGGUGAAGCUGAACGAAAUGGGUCGUACAAUAAGAUGGAUACAGAACCCAUUUAUGCCGCCGUUGACAAAAGACAGUGCAACCAUUAUAUAUAUCAAGCACUAUGUCAUAUAUAUGCGUGCAUUAUAAAAACUCACAUGGGACUUGCUUAUGCAUCAUGCAUGUGCAUAUACAUGUUCUUUUCUGGAGCUCGUAGGUGGAAGGAGAUCAAAGGAGGUCAAAUGUUCCGUGUUUCGGACCUUGUAUUCCCGCAACCCUAUCACAUUAAGCUCUUCCCGAGGCCCUCAUCAUUUGAAUCGAAGUGAGGAGUAUGUUGUGCGCUCCACAUAACUUCUCUUGGGCAAAUGUAAUAAUGCAAGGUGUGCUAUCAGUGGAAGAGUAUGCUUAUAUUGUGGUUUGAAUAAUAACAGGUGUGCUAUGUGCUUUCUUGAAUAAAUGUGCAUGUGCGUAUGACCUACUACUUGUGUGAGAAAAUAAUAUCACCAUCCGUCUCCUAGGGUUUAGAGGCACUGUAGCAAUAAGAUUGGUCAUUAUGUAAACAUCUAUAGACUAUAGAACUGUAUCAGCUUCUUUGAAAA